AUGUUAGUCCCACCCCCCGCCGUCAAACCAGCAGACUCGCCCAGUCCCUCGCCUACUGUCCCUCCUCCUCCAGGGCCCUCCGCUCCGAGCCUUGGCUGUCCGCAAGCGUCCUUCCCACCUGAUUCUGCUAAUUUGCAACCAGUCUUGGCACCCUCACCAUCAGAGCCCGGAAGCCCUCCUCAAGCAGACCCCAACCCAGAGGAUGAUCAGGAAUAUCUCAGGGCCUUGGACAAAGCAUGGGAGGCGUUCAAGGCUGAACUGGACCUCAAGUAUGGUACUGGACCGUAG
Messenger RNA from Puccinia triticina, 288 nucleotides. RefSeq lists its product as uncharacterized. The transcript has 2 exons. NCBI's taxonomy places the organism in Eukaryota, Fungi, Basidiomycota, Pucciniomycetes, Pucciniales, Pucciniaceae. The coding region runs from base 1 to 288 and encodes 95 amino acids. The record is from RefSeq and is a predicted model, not a curated record.